Messenger RNA from Spathaspora passalidarum NRRL Y-27907, 3133 nucleotides. RefSeq names its product N-acetyltransferase. The record is from RefSeq and is a predicted model, not a curated record. The coding region runs from base 101 to 1483 and encodes 460 amino acids. Gene Ontology annotation, molecular function: N-acetyltransferase activity. Lineage: Eukaryota; Fungi; Ascomycota; Pichiomycetes; Serinales; Debaryomycetaceae. The transcript has a single exon.
ACUUUGAAACCGUCAGAGUAAAGAGUUUAAUUUAAAUACCAACAGUCUGUCCUGAUCUAGAUUAAUCGAUUCACGUGUUAGAUAAAAGCUAUACUCAGAUAUGUCGUUAGUUACAACACGUUCACCUUCCUUCUUGGAAAGGUUCCAGAUUUGUAAAACUGUUUACAACUACUAUUCCAAUUUUGCAAUUAUUUCCGAAUAUUCCCAUGAAAUCGACCUGGCCAACCUUUCUCAUGCCCUUAGAAACGUCAUUCUUGCCAAUCCUGUUCUUGGAUACAACUUUUUCCGUGUUGAAGAUGGUGAUCAGGUUCAUGAUGGGAAGAACUUUAGAUUGAGCCCCCUCAAUGAAGUGCUUUUCUCCGAUGUGGUUAGCGAAGAAAAGUUUGAGGUUGACUCUGAAUUCUUGGAAUAUGUUAACACCAUCCAUUUCGAACUUGAUACUCAAAAGCCGUUGUUUAAAUGCAUUGUCAAUGGGAAGUAUAUUGCGUUAGUGUUCAAUCACGCCUAUGUUGAUGGGAAUAGUGGGACAAGUUUCCACAAGGAUUUACUUCAUGAAUUGAAUAAAUUGGAUGAGAAGGAAACAUUGGAUGUGCUCGUUACCAAAUCUGAACUAAAUGGGAUCCCAAAAUCAGUUGAUGAGCUAACUACUCUUUUUCAUCCUCCAUUGUUAUAUACCCUUGGAGCAUUACUCAAACGUUUCCUUGUCCCUACAUGGCUUACUAACUUGUGGUACAAAUUAAGUUAUCCUAACUUAUCCAAAUAUCCAUUGUUCAGACAUAAGACUAUCCAGCCAAACACUGCGGUAAAGUAUCGUAUUAUCAACAUUCCAACGAGUGAAUGCAAGUCAAUUAUUUCAUAUGCCAGACAGAAUGAAACUACAUUCACACCAUACUUCACCGGAUUAGCAUUUGUCAGUUUCCAAAAUAAAAUUGCACCAUUUCUUUCUGACAAACCAAAGUCCAUGGAUGCAACAAUUGUAAUUGAUGGAAGAAGAUACUAUCCUGAAUUGUCCAAUGAGUUGAAAUAUCAAGGAUGUGUCACGGCCUCGGACAUCAUUGUUGAACCAGUGACAAAUCUUGGCGAGACAGUACGCUAUAUUACCCAGCUGUUGUCCAAGGAUAUUAAAUCGCGGGAAAGAUUCCAUUAUGUGGGAUUGUUGAAGUAUCUCAACAUUUUUGAAUUAUAUACGCUGAAAAUCGGCACAUUUGGCCGUCCAGUGUUUGAAGUUUCUAACUUAGGCCGAGUAAAUGAACAAGGUGAAAAACUUGACAUCGACCAAUUAUGGUUUACCCAAGAUAACGGAUUCCUGUCCAUGAUUACAUUCUCCGUGAUCUCCACCGCGAAGAAAGGAAUGAAUAUCGUCAUUGGAUCACUGGAGGAAUUAGAAGAUAUUAGAAACCCAGAAACAAACGAGAAAUUAAUGGAUGAAUUCACCACCGAUUUGAAAUCUUCAUUAACUAACUAUACAAAAACUCCUCUAUAGUCUUUAAAUCCAAACUAAUAGUAUAUAUAUAUAUGUAUAGAGAUAUAGGCACCUUAAUUUUAAAAUCCACCAGUCAUAUCCCUAAUCUUAUCCACUUCUGCUUGUAAUGCCUUUAAAUCAUCCAAGAUGUUUGACGUACUAUCGUUGGAGCUAGCUUGGUACAUUACUCCACUUUGCGGUACUUUUGGUGGUAAAGGAGGCGGAGUUACCACCAGAGCCAGCACCAGCGCCAGCAUACUGGCAUUACGUCUUCUUGAAGGGGGAGGCGGCGGAGGAACACGGGAUAAUGGAGACCUAGGAGGCACUGGGGGUGGACCACCAUUAAUUGUGCCUGGACUAGGAGAAGACGCCGAUCUAUGACGAAUAGGAACUGGUGGUAAGGGGCGCGACAACAAGUUGUUCAGUUCUUGUUGUUGCCCAAUUUGUGAGUUUUGCAAUGUGUUUUCCAUGGUGUUUCCCGUCAUUUGGCUUGUAAAUGAUUGUAAUGAAAUCUUUGGUGCUUCAAUUUCGGAAUCGGUACUGCUACCAGGAGCAAAUAUCCUAGCCAUGUCUGCCGGUCCUGUUACAUUGGGCAUUAAUGGAGAUACAUUAUUUUGAGUUCGGUUCAAGUAUUGUGCCAUUUGUGUAGGCCCUGUCAUAUUAGGUUGUAACAAUUCAGGAUCUGGAGAUGGUGAGAACAUCCUGGCCAUUUGUGCCGGUCCAGUCAUGUUUGGACGGAGUAAGUUUUCUGAUGAAUUUUGAAGAUGGAUGGAUGAUGGAACCCCACCAAUAGAUACUGUAUCUACUGAAUGUAAGUUCUGGAAAUGGUUAAUUUGUGAUUCCAUAUCUUUAAGUAUUUCUCGCUCUUCCUCUUCCUCUUUGAGUCGUUGCUGUUGUUGCUGCUGCUGUUGUAACUGCAGAAGAGUAGGCAAUUGUGGGGCCAGAGGUGUUUGGGGAGCUUGUGGUGGUUGCUGCCGAGGAACUCGUGGUUGGUUCUUCAUUCUAUUCAACAAUUGAUCCAUAGGCAAGGAAUAGUCCAAAUGGUCUUGAGGCUGGGGAGAUUCUGCAGGUGAAUUAACAAAUGAAUCGUCAUGAAUAUCAACUUGAUCAGAAAACUUGACUGAUUUCAACUUCUUGGAUUUUCGCUUCUUAGGUUGUUCAUCGGGCCGUUCUCCAGUAAGCAAGAAUUGGGUGAAACUAUCUAUAUCCAAUGGUUUAUUGACAUCUUGAACACUGCCAUUACUAUUAAUUUCUGAGCCUUCAUCAUUAAGUAUACUGUCGUUCGCAUCAUCAUCAUCAUCAUCAUUCUGUCUUUUCUUGGACAAAAUUGAAGGCGGUGCAGGUACAGGCGCAGCAACUGCGAUUAAUGCUCGACUUGGUUCUUUUCCUUGUAAUGUAUGACUAAUCACUCGUAACAAUGCAAAAAACUCCCCAAUGUUAAUGGAAUACAAAAUCUUACUGAAGAUUCUAUUGACUUUCUCCUUUAUAUCUUGAGGUAUUUUGAAGUUAUUCAAAAAAUUAUAUACAUCAUUCAUGGUGAUUGUUCGAGAACUGGUCCGGGCUAGUAUAUCACUAUACCACCUCAUAUAAGUUUUUGAUUCCUGUAGAGUCAAAUCUUGUGCUGUUAAACUUAAUGGGAUAUAGUUAUCAUCUCUUUCGGAUAUAAUUGGU